This is a messenger RNA of Lethenteron reissneri (Far Eastern brook lamprey), 1342 nucleotides long. It is a transcript of the gene MRPS10, whose product is annotated as mitochondrial ribosomal protein S10. Gene Ontology annotation, molecular function: structural constituent of ribosome. NCBI's taxonomy places the organism in Eukaryota, Metazoa, Chordata, Hyperoartia, Petromyzontiformes, Petromyzontidae. Gene Ontology annotation, cellular component: mitochondrial small ribosomal subunit; mitochondrion; ribosome. The record is from RefSeq and is a predicted model, not a curated record. Gene Ontology annotation, biological process: translation.
ACGCGCAUGCGCAGCGCGCGCCGCGUGUGUGGUGGUGGUCGUAGUUGGUGGUGGUGGUGUUGGUGGUUGUUAGUGGUGGUGUUUGUGGUGGUUGUUAGUGGUGUUAGUUCGUAAUGGCGAGCAAGGCGCUCGGUCGUGGAGCCGUGGCGCUGAGCCGGCUACAGCAGGUAGUGCGGACAUGUGUGGCUCACACGGCGCUGUCUCCUGCACCUGGCUCCCAGGUAUCGGCACCGCUGGGGUUCUCGUUGGGAACAGCCCGCACUCUGUCUAGUGCAACAUCCCUGGUGCACGUAUCGGAGGAGCCGGACGUGCUGUACAAGCGGCUCAUCGUGCGGGUCAAGGCUCACGAGCGCCCACUGCUCGACAGCUACGAGUUCUUCAUCACACGCACGGCACAGUUCCUCAACAUCCCGAUCCACACUGUCUAUGAGCCGCGCCGCAAGAUCGAGCGCCUCACCGUACUCAAGUCGGUUCACAUCUAUAAGAAGCACCGCGUGCAGUACGAGAUGCGCACGCAUUUCCGCGUCAUAGAGCUUAAGUACCUGACUGGUAGCACGGCUAAUGUGUACCUGGAGUACAUCCAGAGGAACCUGCCAGAGGGAGUGGCCAUGGAGGUCACACGGCACACGAUUGAGCAGAUCCCGGAGCACAUCGCCAACCCCGAGUGGAAAAAAGGAGCGCAGCAAGAAGGCGCCAAACCUGAACUCCCGUCGUGAAGACCCCCGACCCAGCCAAGUCCUCUCCCGCCUCAUCCCUCCUGCACACGAGGGGUCUUUUUACAAGAAUCACCGACUGCUCAAUCCGCUAAAGCAUGAGCCAUUCACGCGGCGAUUAUUGCAGAGAGAUACGGGGAAAACCAAGUACAGGCUCGGCACACUCUCUGAUGUACUGAGAGUAAAAUGUAAUGCGUUACUUGUUAUUGUUGUUGGAUUACCACAGGUAGCAGUGAUCCUAUAUUGUUACUUUGUGGUUAACACAAACCAAAAGUUGUAUUCAUAUACUGGGUCAGAAUUGCCUCUACCACCAUUCCCCUGAGGUCAAUAAAUACCCUUUUUGUGGGAAGUUGUGGUUGCCCUCCAUACAUACUGGCCCCUACAAUGGGAAUGUGAAAUUUAUAAAUGUAUCACCCACCUUAAUCGCUGAUAAAAACCCAAUUUAUCUGGCUGGUCAUGUACAAAGCGCUCAUAAAGUGGCCGUUGGAGCAUUUGAAGUCCGCAAUGUUGAAACUUCUAUUAAAAUCCCAGGCACAUCCACCUUCUGUUGUGGGUCCUGUGAUGUAAAACUCAAUCGCACCUCUAAAUAUGCAUUGUUUUCAGAAAUACAUUUAUAUUCAAAUCUGCAA